AUGGCUAGCCAAUACAGAUGUCUCUCCUGCACGAGCCUCCAGCAGGUGAUCGAUUACGCAGCCAAAUACUGCUCCAAGUCAGAAAAGAAGAUUGCUGAACGGGAUUACUCGAAGCAGGAGGUUAGCCACUUACUCCUCGGCCUGCCGUUACAGGAGGGCUCACGAAUAUGCCUAUACAUUGACUGCCGUCAUCCUGACAGACAUUCCCGCUCCCUACGCAUUGACGGCGAUGAGGUUGACGAGGCCCCCAACGUCUACGAAAAGUACAGUCAGCGCCCGGAAGCCCUGAAGGACCUGACCUACGUUUCCUUCCUCAAACACUGGAAUUUCCGCUCUAGAGACCCUUCCGCAUGGAAGCAAUGGCGGCCAGGUAACGUCAACGGCAGGCCCCGCCAGCAAUGGCCAGAUUAUUGCCGUGCCUUCUCCUAUUGUUGGCAGCAUCACAAUCAUGGUGAUGACCAUUACGGCCAGCCAAAAGAGGCUCGAUUACAGCCUCAAGAUGAUCAAUAUGAGGCUCUGCCUGUGGGGGAAGAAUUUGAUGACGAAGACUGGAUUCGCCUCGCUGCCCUUUACCUGACCACCCUUACCCAGGAAGAUCUUGACCUUCUUGGCCGCCGCGAUAUCGACGUCCAUUACGACUGGACACGGCAUGUGGGUACAUAUCCGGAACUUCGAGAUGGCUACUGGAAGGACCUUAUCGCUAGCCACCCCAUGGCCAACGAUGUGGAGGUCCUUGGCCCUCACUGGCGUAAUACGCUGAAUACGCAACAACGGCUCGUGUACGACACAUUCAUGGGCCACUUCCAGGCGCGAAAUCCCACCCAAAUCCUUCUCCACGUUGAUGGUGGUGGUGGCACCGGCAAGUCGUUCCUUAUCAAGGUGCUUUCCUCCCAUCUUCAGGCGGCCGCUCUACCGAAUCCUAGCCCUAUUUGCCGCGUAGCGCCAACAGGCGUUGCGAGUAACCAGAUACAGGGCAGCACCAUUCAUUCAUUGCUACGCCUCCCAGUAGGUGGUGCUUUUACCGACCUUCCCCCAGCCGACGCAGCCGCCCUUCAGUCCCGCCUACGGCACGUCAAAUACCUCGUUAUCGAUGAAAAGAGCAUGCUGGGGAUUGAGCAGCUCGCGCGGAUCGAUUCCCGUCUGCGACAGGCCUUACCACAGCGUAGCCUCGAGUUCUUUGGUGGUCGCCAGGCUGGUGAUGAUCAGGCUCAGUUCCGUCGGGCGUUGCAGGAACUGCGUGAAGUCAAGUUAUCCAUACCGUCCUGGAACCUCCUUAGCAGUCGGGCCCGGGUCAACGAAUACAAUUACGAGCAUAUGGUGCAUCUCAACGCCCCGGCAAUACAGGUGGAGGCAAAGAAUCAGGGCAAGGGCGCGGGGCAGGCACCAAGCCACAAUGCUGGCAAUCUAUCUAACAAGUUCCCUGUUGCUAAGGGCGCCAGGGUAAUGCUCACUACUAACCUAUGGCAGCCAGCUGGCCUAGUUAACGGCGCCCAGGUGGACUUUGAUAGCUACGACGGACCGCCAUAUCUAACAACUAACGAGGGCAUGAAAAUCUCACCCAUCCUCCCAAGCCUAACGAAGGAGCAAAUAGUUACUGAUCUCGCUACACGCGACUUCCAGGCCGGUAUUAGCUAUGUUGCUGUGUCACGGGUUACGUCGCUGCAAGGCUUACUCCUUGAGGCGCCUUUCGAUCGUCAGAGCCUCUAUAACCACACGCCGACGGAAGGGAUGAAGAUGCGCCUCGCUGACCAACAACGGCGUCAGGGUCAACAGCUGAGCGAUGCACCGUAUCCACCACUCUACCUUGACUAA
Molecule: messenger RNA, 1812 nt
Organism: Hirsutella rhossiliensis
Lineage: Eukaryota; Fungi; Ascomycota; Sordariomycetes; Hypocreales; Ophiocordycipitaceae
Product: PIF1-like helicase domain-containing protein
Exons: 9
Coding region: 1-1812 (603 amino acids)
Biological process (GO): DNA repair; telomere maintenance
Molecular function (GO): DNA helicase activity
Source: RefSeq, a predicted model, not a curated record